AUUUGCUUUUGAUAAAAAUGUCCGAUUUUUCAGUCAAGCGAGCCUGCGCUCCCUGUGUUCUGGGGAACACAGUUUAGCGAUGCGCAUGCGCAAAAUUAUCACACACAAAAAGAUGGCUGCCGGCAUGAGUGGAGUUUCAACUAUCUUGCCCAAAGCUGGAGGGCCAGUAGAAGUCGUAUCUGAUGAAGGGUUGUAUGGAGUACCUGAUAAAAUGAAAAAUGGAUUUUCAGGAGCAAGACAGAGACUUACUGCGGCUCAUCCACUAGAAUAUUCUGAAAUAAAUUUUACUAAAAACCAAGAGCGUCUUGAUAUGAAGAUGCUGAGAAACACCCAAGGGCUGCAUGCUCCUCUGAAACUACAGAUGGAGAGAGCAGUUACCUCCAAGAUUCGUCGGCUGCCAUGUCUACCUAGCUCAAUGGUGGCCCUAGAUACUGUUCUUGGAACUGAUGAUGUCAUAGGCUUUGAGGACUAUCUAGGUGAUCCAUUAGACCAAGAGGUCAUGGGGGAUGCACACAGCCUUAUGGAGAGGAAGCUUGGAAUACACUGAUCUCUAAUUCUAUCAACUUGCUCGCAUUUUCUGUCUUAUUGUCCACAAAGCUCUUUUACUGUACAUUAUGCUAGGCAUUGACUAUCUAAAAGCCUGCACUGUUUGACCCUGGAAAUAUAAUGGAAUUUGAAGCCAUGUGGAGGUAUGAUCUUUCAUUCAUGUGGGUCAGAUUUUGAUGGGGCAGGAUCUUUAAAAUAUAAAUUGGACUUUGCCACACGAAAGCAUGGCCUAUGCAAACACUGCAGCUUUCUGAAGCAUGGACAUUGAAAAAUGUAAAUGUACUGUAACAUCUGAAAUAAAGCUAUGUCUUAGUA
Nematostella vectensis (starlet sea anemone) is the source of this 861-nucleotide messenger RNA. RefSeq names its product proteasome maturation protein. NCBI's taxonomy places the organism in Eukaryota, Metazoa, Cnidaria, Anthozoa, Actiniaria, Edwardsiidae. The record is from RefSeq and is a predicted model, not a curated record. Gene Ontology annotation, biological process: proteasome assembly. Bases 80 to 547 code for a protein of 155 amino acids. The transcript is spliced from 6 exons. Gene Ontology annotation, cellular component: cytoplasm; nucleus.